CUGCAGUGCGGGGGGGGCGGUGCCUGUUGCCAGGGAAGUGGAUUGUGCGGCCUGUUGACCGUUGCUAGGGAAGUGGUGGUCCGGCGGUCGGUCGGCAUCCGGCGGUGCUGGGACAGAGGGACGGGGGAUGGCAGGGUGGUAAAUGGAUAACCAGAGACGAGUCCAAGAGGGUGCCAAAUUGGCCGCACCAAAGAUGUCGAAGCCCAAGAGCUCGGAGACUGUGAGGGUGGUGGUGCGGUGCCGGCCUAUGAACAGCAAGGAAACUGCGGCCGGUUUUGACAAAGUGAUUAACGUGGACGUGAAGCUUGGGCAAGUAUCGGUCAAGAUUCAGAAAGGGUCCGGUAAUGAGUUGCCAAAAACAUUCACGUUUGACGCGGUUUACGACUCUAACUCUAAGCAAGUGGAGCUUUAUGACGAAACUUUCAGGCCGUUGGUAGAUUCUGUUUUGCUAGGCUUUAAUGGAACCAUCUUUGCCUACGGCCAGACAGGAACUGGGAAGACUUUCACGAUGGAAGGACUACGAGGCGAUCCUGAAAAGAGAGGUGUAAUACCAAAUUCUUUUGAACACGUCUUCACCCACAUAUCCCGUUCCCAGAAUCAACAGUAUUUGGUAAGGGCUUCAUAUUUAGAAAUCUACCAAGAAGAGAUCAGAGACCUUCUUUCCAAAGAUCAGUCGAAACGUCUAGAACUUAAAGAAAGACCGGACACCGGUGUCUACGUCAAGGACCUGUCCUCUUUUGUCACCAAAAGUGUGAAGGAAAUAGAACAUGUCAUGAAUGUUGGCAACCAGAACCGCUCCGUAGGUUCCACCAACAUGAAUGAACACAGCUCCCGCUCCCAUGCCAUCUUUAUGAUCACCAUUGAGUGCAGCGAGAUCGGUUUGGAUGGCGAGAAUCACAUCCGAGUAGGGAAACUCAAUCUGGUGGACUUGGCUGGCAGUGAACGUCAAGCAAAAACUGGAGCCCAAGGCGAACGGCUAAAAGAGGCUACAAAAAUAAAUUUGUCUCUCUCGGCACUAGGAAAUGUCAUAUCUGCCCUUGUGGAUGGCAGAAGCACACACAUUCCCUACCGAGAUUCCAAGCUUACAAGGUUGCUGCAGGACUCAUUGGGUGGCAAUGCUAAGACCGUUAUGGUGGCCAAUAUUGGACCUGCCUCCUAUAACGUGGAGGAGUCCCUGACAACUCUACGCUAUGCCAACCGUGCCAAAAAUAUCAAGAACAAGCCUAGAGUGAAUGAAGACCCCAAGGACGCAUUACUACGGGAGUUCCAGGAGGAGAUCGCAAGGCUGAAAGCGCAGUUGGAGAAGAGGGUGGUGGGGAAAAGGCGAAGGAGAGGUCGGAGAAGGCCUGGGGUAGAUGAAGCAGAAGAUGAUGAGGAAGACGGGGACUCUUAUGAAGAAGAAGAAGAAGAAGGUGAUGACAAAGACUACUGGCGGGAACAGCAGGAGAAACUCGAGACUGAGAAGAAGGCCAUUGUGGAAGAUCACAGUUUGGUGGCAGAGGAGAAACAGAAGCUUUUGAAGGAGAAAGAGAGAAAAAUGGACGAUUUACGAAGAGAAAAAGAGGCAAUGGAAAUGCUGACGUCUAAAGUCAAGGCCAUGGAAAGUAAGCUUCUUGUUGGGGGUAAAAACAUUGUUGACCAUACCAACGAGCAGCAGAAAAUCCUCGAGCUGAAGAGGAAAGAAAUUGCUGAACAGAAACGGCGAGAGCGCGAAAUGCAGCAACAGAUGGAGAGCCGUGAUGAGGAGACUUUGGAGCUGAAGGAGACGUACAGUUCUUUACAGCAGGAGGUCGAUAUAAAGACCAAGAAACUGAAAAAGCUGUUUUCCAAGCUGCAAGCGGUUAAGGCGGAGAUCCACGACCUGCAGGAAGAACACAUAAAAGAGCGCCAAGAGCUGGAGCAGACGCAGAACGAGCUGACUCGAGAGCUGAAGUUAAAGCACCUCAUCAUUGAGAACUUCAUUCCUAUGGAAGAGAAAAAUAAGAUGAUGAACCGCUGCUAUAUGGAGGAGGAGGAGGAUCAGUGGAAGCUUCAUCCAAUCAGCAGACUGGAAAAUCAGCAGAUGAUGAGACGGUCCGUGUCCGCCAUUGGCUACAAGAGACCACUGAGUCGUCACGCAAGAAUGGCGAUGAUGGUCAGGCCCGAUCCUCGAUACAGGGCCGAGAACAUUGUUCUGCUGGAGCUGGAUAUGCCAAGCCGUACGACUCGGGAAUACGAAGGUCCGGCAGUGGCUCCCAAGGUCCAGGCUGCACUGGAAGCCGCCCUUCAGGACGAAGAUGACAUCCAAGUUGAUGCCUCGACAUUUGAAAGCAUGGCCAGUAAAAAGUCCAAAGCCAGGCCCAAGACUGGACGGCGGACCGGCCCUUCCCCCAGCCCCUCCGGAUCCUCGCACUUCCCCCAGACAAGGGGCCUGGUUCCAAAGUAAACGGAAGCCCAGGACCAGGUCCGUGGACCCCCUGAUGAAGUAUUAGGACGGCCAUACGUAACAUGAAGAAGACCUGACUCGGCACCGAAGGAGGAGACCAACCCAACUCUAGAAAUACAUUUCUCAAUGCUGGAAUCACUUGCGCUUUCUCAGGCCGACAGUAGAGUUUUUUUUUUUUGGAGGGUCAGAGUACCAAACGUAAGUGGCAGUAAUACGUCUAGUACCUAACGCUAGUAGAUGUGGUAGCACCUUCUCAAGGCACAAGAUCGGGCGUUCUCCGGCCUAAAACGGCGAGGAUAGUGUGCGGGACGUCCGCUUAAAGUGCGCACAAUGGAGUCGGCCAUGUUGUGUUCCAUUCGGUAACCUCAGCUAUAAAGAAUGCCGAGUCCUACGCCUCUGAUGUCACUACGUCUUAGCCUGCUGAUAGGCCGUACGUCAGCUCCGCCCAUAACGUGGCCACCUCCAUCUUGUGUAGUACGGCCUGUACACUUUAAAACUUUAUCGACAAAACGGAAGAAGAGUUUACCGCUAGAUACAACUCGGGAGUGUCGCGUGUACACGCCUGAUGUGUUUACAUACAAACUCCACUCUCUGCACUGAUCUCUGUACCCUAACCUGUGUUUAUCGGUAUUUAUAUCAUUUUUUAUGA
Messenger RNA from Rana temporaria (common frog), 3074 nucleotides. RefSeq names its product kinesin family member 3B (gene KIF3B). The record is from RefSeq and is a predicted model, not a curated record. The transcript has 9 exons. The coding region runs from base 143 to 2425 and encodes 760 amino acids. Gene Ontology annotation, molecular function: microtubule motor activity; ATP binding; microtubule binding. Lineage: Eukaryota; Metazoa; Chordata; Amphibia; Anura; Ranidae. Gene Ontology annotation, biological process: microtubule-based movement.